Solanum pennellii is the source of this 1715-nucleotide messenger RNA. Its product is annotated as YTH domain-containing protein 1. The coding region runs from base 169 to 1353 and encodes 394 amino acids. The transcript is spliced from 9 exons. Gene Ontology annotation, molecular function: mRNA binding; N6-methyladenosine-containing RNA reader activity. The record is from RefSeq and is a predicted model, not a curated record. Gene Ontology annotation, cellular component: nucleoplasm. Lineage: Eukaryota; Viridiplantae; Streptophyta; Magnoliopsida; Solanales; Solanaceae. Gene Ontology annotation, biological process: mRNA splicing, via spliceosome; regulation of mRNA splicing, via spliceosome.
AAUGAAACAAAAACAAAUAUAUCAUUAUUUGGGCCAAAUUGGGUCUUUGUGACAGAAAAAUUAGGGCACACUUUAUCUCCAUCUGGAGAACUGUUUUGCUACUCUGCUCCUCCUUCUCUCUCCUUUCCACCGGAAUUAUUGUGAUUUUAAAGGAGGUUGUAAGCAGAUAUGCCAUCAGAUACUGCAAGAGAAAAUGCAUCUAUAGCUAAUUCCAUCGAGACCGACUGGAAAAAUGAAAGAGGGAAUCUUGGCGGACCAGAUAGUUCAAGCCUCAGAGUUAAUGAGGAUACCAAUCGUUCUAUAGCAGAGGAGCUCACUUCAUCUCUGCCAAUUGGAAUUUCAAGUGCAAUUGAAAAGGGUAAACUCUAUAGCAUAAGAUAUUUUGUAAUCAAGAGUUUGAACCAUGAAAAUAUCCAAUUAUCAGUAAACAGAGGGAUUUGGGCUACUCAAGCCAUGAAUGAGGCCAUUUUGGAUGAAGCAUUUCAUAAUUCCAGCAAGGUUAUACUAAUAUUCAGUGUCAACAUGAGUGGGUAUUUCCAAGGGUACGCCCAAAUGAUUUCUUCAGUCGGUUUGAGAAGAGACCAAGUUUGGAGUCAAGGAAAUGGUGGUCGUAAUCCUUGGGGUCGAAGCUUUGAAGUGAAUUGGCUGCGAUUGUAUGAUCUGCCUUUCCAAAGAACUCUUCACCUUAAGAAUCCAUGGAAUCAAUACAAACCAGUCAAAAUUAGUAGAGAUUGUCAGGAGUUACCUCCAGAUAUUGGUGAAGCUUUAUGUGAGCUUCUUGAUGGACAGGAUGCUUUGGAUGUUGAUUUGAAAAUGGAUAUCUUUGCAAGGAAUGAUUUCUCUUCUAAAAGGCCAUAUGUAGAGUCUUCACUGCAUCUUGGAGAUCAAGACUGUAAUGCAUCUCUGACACCUAAUGGGACCAUGUUUUAUCCCUCUUUACUCUACCAACAUCAAAUUGAUGCUAGUAGACUUCACGUAGCACCUCAGAGAAUAAAUGGUGUAUUUUCUGCUGAGGAGUCAGCCAUUGCAUCAGGGGAAUCAAAGUCGAGACAGUCGAGGCAUUCAAAGAGGAAUAGAAGCCUUGCUAAUCUUCAUGUAGACACUGAAAUGGGUCCUCAAAUUAGCAUGUGGGGCUUGCCGGCAGAGAGGAGCCCACUUGCUAGUAAUUUGACUGAAGAUGACAUUCUUGAAAUGACAUAUGAAGAGUAUCUUGAAGCUUAUAGCAGAGGCAGCAAAAGAUCGCCCCACCCUGUUUCAGGACCAUCACGGAGUACACAGAGGUCUUUAGCCAGUGAAGACAACUGUGAUGAUUCGCAAUCAGGUUGCAGUUCGAAGAAAAGGAGAAGUCACUAAAUCUCCCCAUUGGUUGCAUUGGUUUUCUUGGAGAGCAGGCUGAUAUGGUUGAUAAUUGUGUUGUCGCAGUUGUCGCGAAGUGGUGGCUCUUGCGAAAUUGUUCCUUUAUUUUUGUAAAACUUAAAACUUAGGAGCAUAUAUUGCUGUAAUGUUGUAGUAUAUCUGUACUGUAUUAUAUGACCCUCUUGUCACCCUUCUCCCCUUCCUGUUUUCGAAUGGAAAAUUUUAUACUGUCAAUGGACAACUUGUACAGGAAAUUAGCAAGUCUCCCUAUACUCAUAUAUUCAAUCUUGAUAAUGUCAAGUACUGUAUAGAAAUGGAUAAUAUCUUCUUGAUUUUUGGGAUGGAGAGGAGUUAUUCUA